ACCCUUCGAGAGGAUGCAAGUCUAAAAGCGUGAGCCCCGGGCUUGCAGCGGCAAGUGUCUCCUACAAUAACUCGUGGUCAUGACGCUCUCUGACAAUUCCGAGGCGCUCAUUGGCUCGCUAAGCGACAGCUUAGCUCGACUUUCUUCCGGCCCGCCGAACUCCUCAGACGCAUUGAACCUUGCCCCAGCCGAGAGACAGCAAACAGAGAGAGAUAGAGCUCCAGAUUGCUGUCUCCCACCGUUGGACACCACUCCUCGCCACCACCACUGCCCUCCCGAAUCCUCCGUCAAGACGGCGCGAUGUUGAGGCAGACAUUGGUUCGUUCGGCUUGGCGGACUGGCAAGCAGCGGGCCAGCCUAGCCAGCCGCGCCUUUUCGGCCACAGCGCAACGGCCCGCCGAGGUCGAGCUCACAAUUGAUGGAAAGAAGGUGUCGAUUGAGGCUGGCUCCGCCCUGAUCCAAGCUUGCGAGAAAGCCGGGGUCACCAUCCCCAGAUACUGCUACCAUGAGAAACUCAUGAUUGCAGGUAACUGCCGCAUGUGCCUAGUCGAGGUCGAGCGGUCCCCGAAGCCCGUGGCGUCGUGCGCAUGGCCCGUCCAGGCCGGCAUGGUUGUCAAGACAAACUCGCCGCUGACGCACAAGGCCCGCGAGGGCGUGAUGGAGUUCCUGCUGGCGAACCACCCCCUGGACUGCCCCGUUUGCGACCAGGGAGGCGAGUGCGAUCUCCAGGACCAGUCGAUGCGGUACGGCGCCGACCGCGGCCGGUUCCACGAGGUCGGCGGCAAGCGUGCGGUCGAAGACAAGAACAUCGGACCCCUCGUCAAGACGUCCAUGAACAGGUGUAUCCACUGCACAAGGUGUAUCCGGUUCGCCAACGACAUUGCCGGCGCCCCUGAGAUGGGCUCUACGGGACGAGGUAACGACAUACAAAUCGGCACCUACCUCGAGCAGAACCUCAAUACGGAGCUCUCGGGCAACGUCAUCGAUCUUUGCCCCGUCGGAGCAUUGACCUCGAAACCCUAUGCCUUCCGAGCACGUCCUUGGGAGCUCAAGCGCACAGAGUCGAUUGACGUUCUUAACGGCCUUGGUUCCAACAUCCGCGUCGAUUCCCGUGGCCUCGAGGUCAUGCGCAUUCUUCCCCGCCUCAACGACGACGUCAACGAGGAGUGGAUCGAUGACAAGACCCGGUUCGCCUGCGACGGCCUCAAGACACAGAGACUCACCAUCCCCCUCGUCCGCAGGGAAGGAAAGUUCGAGCCCGUCUCUUGGGAGCAGGCUCUGACCGAGAUUGCGCACGCAUACCAGACAUUAGAGCCAAAGGAGAACGAGUUCAAGGCCAUUGCUGGUCAACUCACCGAGGUUGAGUCGCUAGUCGCCAUGAAGGACCUGGCGAACAAGUUGGACUCAGAUAACCUUGCUCUGGACAUGCCCUCGGGCGGUCAACCCAUCGCCCACGGUAUCGAUGUGCGGUCAAACUACCUCUUCAACUCUAGCAUCUGGGGCGUCGAGUCAGCCGACUGCAUCCUUCUUAUCGGCACCAACCCCAGGCAUGAGGCUGCCGUGCUGAACGCCCGCAUCCGAAAGCAGUGGCUGCGCUCAGACCUUGAGAUUGGCGUUGUUGGUGAGACGUGGGAGUCGACUUUUGACUUUGAGCACCUAGGAACAGACCUGGGCGCCUUGAAGAAGGCGCUUGCAGGCCCUUUUGGCAAGAAGCUCCAGGCAGCCAAGGCACCCAUGAUUAUUGUCGGGUCCGGUGUCACUGACCACGUCGAUGCCAAGGCCUUCUACGAGGUGGUUGGCACGUUCGUCGACAAGAACGCUGCCAACUUCUUGACGGAAGAGUGGAACGGCUACAACGUUCUCCAGCGGGAUGCCUCGAGAGCCGGCGCGUUCGAGGUUGGCUUUGUCACGCCCUCUGCUGCUGUCGCCGAGACCAAGCCCAAGUUUGUCUGGCUCCUCGGCGCCGACGAGAUCAACGAAGCCGAUGUUCCCAAGGACGCCUUCAUUGUGUACCAAGGCCACCAUGGUGACAAGGGCGCCCAGCUUGCCGAUAUCAUUCUCCCCGGUGCGGCCUACACAGAGAAGGCCGGCACAUACGUCAACACGGAGGGCCGCGUGCAGAUGACGCGCGCAGCAACUGGGCUUCCCGGCGGUGCCCGCACAGACUGGAAGAUUAUCCGUGCAGUUAGCGAGUUCCUCGGUGCCCCUUUACCGUACGACGAUGUUGCGCAGCUCCGAGACAGGAUGGUGGAAAUCAGCCCAGCGCUGGCGGCGUACGACAUGGUCGAGCCCGUUGCCCUCGGGCAGCUGAGCAAGGUGCAACUGGUGGACCAGAACAAGGGCGCCAAGACGACUGGCGAGCCGCUAACCAAGGUCAUCAAUGACUUUUAUUUCACAGACGUCAUCUCUAGAAGCUCCCCGACCAUGGCGCGCUGCUCGGCAGCCAAGGAGACGGGCGACCCGCGCACCAACUUCAUGGCGCCUGGCAUGGAGGAGGACAGGCCAAUGGGCCAAGUCGCGUACGGGGCAUAGAUAAAUAAAAAUAAAAAUAAAACACCAAAGAAAGAAAGGGAUAAAAAGAGAAAGAAAAAAGAAGCCUAAACGCGUUGCUUUCUCUUUUUUUUUCUUUUUCCGUCUUGGGUUUUUAAUGUAAAGCAUUAGAAGAAGAAGAAAAGGAUGUCUAUAGCUAGCUCUCUGUCUCCCUCUGUUGUUGUCCUGUCUCGUCUUUUUUUUUUUGGUCUUGUCUUGUCUCGUCUGUCACGUCACGUCGCUCGCGGCUCCCGAUUUCUGUUCUGUCGGUUGAAGAAGAUGCUUGGUGUAGUGUGGUGUGGUGUACAUACGAUACAUGGGGAGGAUGGGUCGAACACGGGAGUCGCGAGCGUGAUUUUUUCUUGCUGCUAGUCAGUUAUUUCGUGUUGAUGUAUUUGUCUGUCUGUGAAUUGAAGUGUGCGUGUUUGUGUGCGUGUUUGUGUGCGUGUUUGUGUAUGUGU
This is a messenger RNA of Lasiosphaeria miniovina, 2990 nucleotides long. Its product is annotated as NADH-ubiquinone oxidoreductase 78 kDa subunit mitochondrial precursor. Gene Ontology annotation, biological process: cellular respiration; ATP synthesis coupled electron transport. The transcript has 7 exons. Gene Ontology annotation, molecular function: NADH dehydrogenase (ubiquinone) activity; iron-sulfur cluster binding. The coding region runs from base 301 to 2532 and encodes 743 amino acids. Gene Ontology annotation, cellular component: membrane. Lineage: Eukaryota; Fungi; Ascomycota; Sordariomycetes; Sordariales; Lasiosphaeriaceae. The record is from RefSeq and is a predicted model, not a curated record.